CAAAAGAAAAAAAGGGACAAAACCAAAGAAAUUUCUUAUCAAUUAUUCCCCGCCCUCUACCCCUCCGUGAUCUUGUGGGUGAGGAAAUUUUGGGCACCUCUUAUCCUCGCGUUGCCAAUCACCCGGAGUAUCUUUCCGAUUGACAUACAACAGCCAGGCGAUAGAUAUGUCGACCGGCACUCGAUCUCGAAGAAAGUCCAGUGGCCUUGGGGGUGAGCCCCGUGGUGAUACGGGCGCGCCUGCGGUAUCGACGCUGGACACUGCGUCAAUUCCCGCCAUGACGACGGCAUCGCGCGCUUCCUCCUCAAGCAGAGACGCCGCCCACCGGCCACACUCGAAGCGACGAAAAGCCAAGGGUCUGCUGGGACGAUGGAAGACCAUCUCGCUGCGACACACUUGGCUCAAUCCACUCAUUCUCAUCCUCAUCGUGCUGGCUGGCUACGCGGUGAACCCGACGCCUGAAAAUCCUCUCCACUCCGCCAUCUUCCUGUCCUACCCUCUCCCUCGCCCCGACGGAGCCGAUCCGUCAACGCCGAUUCAGUAUGGCAAGGGCGGGCGCGAUUUCGCCUUUGUGGGCUUCUACAUUAUCGUCUUGUCCUUUACCCGCGAAUUCAUCAUGCAGCGUAUCGUCCGACCUUGGGCUAUCUGGUGCGGGAUCACCAAGAAGGGCAAGCAGGCGCGCUUCAUGGAACAGGUCUACACGGCCAUUUAUUUUGGAAUCUUUAGUCCUCUGGGCCUCUACGUGAUGAAGCGCUCCCCCAUUUGGUACUUCAAUACGACUGCCAUGUUUGAGGGCUUCCCUCAUCGCUCGCACGAGCCCGUGUUCAAGGCCUACUAUCUGUUGCAGGCCGCCUAUUGGGCCCAGCAAGCAAUUGUGCUGAUUUUGAUGCUUGAGAAGCCUCGCAAGGACUUUAAGGAACUGGUCGGCCACCACAUUGUCACGGUCGCCUUGAUCUGGCUUAGUUAUCGCUUCCAUUUCACCUACAUGGGACUCGCCGUGUACAUUGCGCACGAUAUUAGUGACUUUUUCAUUGCCACGUCAAAGACGCUCAACUACCUCGAUAGCAUCAUUGUCGGUCCGUACUACAUCUUCUUCCUGUGCGUCUGGGUCUAUCUUCGCCACUACAUCAACCUGCGCAUUCUGUGGGCCGUCUUGACCGAAUUCCGUACCGUCGGCCCGUUUGAAUUGAACUGGGAGACACAGCAGUACAAGUGCUGGAUCAGUCAGAUCAUUACCUUUUCGCUCCUCGCCGCUCUGCAGAUCAUCAACCUCAUUUGGUUCUUCUUGCUCAUUCGAAUCCUGAAGAAUUAUAUUUUCAACAGCGUCAAGGCCGAUGAGCGCAGCGACAAUGAGGAGGACGACGAGGAGACUGUUCCGCUCGAGGAAGAGGAAGACGAGCAAAAGACCAAGCCAGCACCCGAGAUUCACCUCAAUGGGCACGCCGUCAAUGGAAGCAGCAGCAGCAACGGUGCCGCCGCCGCAUCUUCGUACGAAAAAGCCAAUGGCUCGGCUGAUGACCUCACUAAGCGGAGGACGGCCUCAUGAGUUGCGAUCCAUGUAUCGGUUGCGAAUCCGCCUGGACUACGACCACGGCAUACCAAAGUCUGGACUGAAUGCAAUUACCGGACAAACUAUUCAAUUCAAAUUCCCUUCUCUUCAUUAACACGAAAACUUUCGCAAUUCAACCACUCACGAAUCAUAAUAAAUAAUGUAUAAAAUUCGAAUCAGCCUAGCAUAGGAUAGGGUAGGAUAGGAUAGGAUAGGAUAGGAUAGGCCAAGAAAAAACGACAAAUAGGAUCAGAACGCGAAAAUACACUAUUGUAAUAAACGGUAUUAUUUUUAUCAUCUCGCACUUCAUUCGCACAACCAGCAUCUGUUGCGAGAGCCCAAGUCCAAAGGUCAGAGUCCAAGUCUACUUUCGUUUUACUCUUGUUUUCCAGUCUUUAUUUUGAUAGCGGCAGGGCCGUUGUCCUGAUUGAGUCGUGGAGCAUUUACAUUCUAUUUCUAUUGAACUCCUC
Xylona heveae TC161 is the source of this 2019-nucleotide messenger RNA. Its product is annotated as longevity assurance proteins LAG1/LAC1. Gene Ontology annotation, molecular function: sphingosine N-acyltransferase activity. The record is from RefSeq and is a predicted model, not a curated record. The transcript has 3 exons. Lineage: Eukaryota; Fungi; Ascomycota; Xylonomycetes; Xylonales; Xylonaceae. Gene Ontology annotation, biological process: ceramide biosynthetic process. The coding region runs from base 167 to 1546 and encodes 459 amino acids. Gene Ontology annotation, cellular component: membrane.